AGAGUAAUAUGGACAUUCAAUUAGUUUUUGAGCCAUAUGGUUGUUGCACCUACAUAGUCAACUAUAUCAAUAAGUCUCAAAGAGGUGUUUCUGAUAUUUUAAUGAAGACUAUGGAAGAAAUUAAAAAAGGUAUUUUGAGCUUACAGAAAUAAUGAGGCAAAAAGAAGACAAGUCUUUUGCAGUUGCCCUAAACAAUAUGGCGUUUGGUAAAAUGACCGAUGAAGAUGUGCAAUUGAUCAAGUCCAGGGAAGUUGACAAUAUUGAUCUAAUUCCUGAAGACACUAUGCAUUUAUUUGCCACCAAUAGAGAAGUAGAUGCAUUCAAUGAAAUGAAACUUUCUACAUUUCAGACCGAGCGAGCCGUAAGUCAAGCCAGAGAUGUAAUCAAAGGAAGUUGCUCAGAACGAUUAAAACAUUUAUUUUUAGAACAUGCUAAAAGUUUAAAAAAAUCAGAGAGUUUUGGCCUAAUGUUAAAUUUAAUAUUGCAGGUAGAUGCUAAAUACAUGAUUUCAAUGAAUAUAGAUACCAGUGAUGGGAUAGUCAAUGGUGCUACAGGUAUCCUGCGUCAAAUAGACUAUGACCAAAAUAAAGUUCCAUACAGAGUGUGGAUGGAGUUCUUUGAUUCCAAGUCAGGCAAGGAAUGCCGAAAGAGAAACGAGUCCCUUAGGAAGUCUAUGUAUUUAUCACCCACUUGGACACCCAUAGAAAGAGCUGCAAGAGCUGUUAAAAUUCAAAAAGGCAGCAAUGUUCACGUUGAGCGUCUUCAGUUUCCUCUUUUAAUCAGUGAAGGAAUUACAAUCCACAAAAGUCAAGGUGCCACCUAUGAACAAGUAGCUGUUCACAUUGGUAAUGGAAUGACGAGAACCAGUACCUAUGUGGCAUGCAGUCGGGCUACAAAGCUAAGUGGCCUCUACAUAAUUGGUAAGUUUAAGGCCCCUAAACCGGCAACCGAAAAGGAUGCUGCUUAUAAAGAACUGGUAAAUAUGCAAGAAAACAAGCUUUUAACAUCCAAGUAUAACACUCAGUACCUUAAUGAUUCCAAUGUCAAAUACAUUAUUGCUUACCAAAAUGUGCAAAGUCUACCAAAAAAUCUCAAUCUUAUAAAAAAUAAUCCCAUCUUUAAAGAUGCACAUUUCCUAAUUUUUGUUGAAACCUGGUUAUAUAAAAACAAAAAAAAUAUAAAAUUAAAUGAUUUUGAAGUGUUUGCCAACUUGAGUAACGAUCGACCUGUAAGUAAACCCUUUGGCAUAAUUUGUUUCAAGAAAAAAAAUGUAUCAGCAAAAAUAAAGUCAGUGAAAAAAUACACCAAAGAUUUUUCUGGUAUAGUUUUUCAAGCAAUCACAUUUUACUUGAAUGAAAUUUAUGUCAUAGCAGUUUAUAUUCCCCCAAAAUUGAGCAUUGUACAAGCUAAACUAUGUUUUGAAGACAUUAUUGAUCAACAAAGUGAUAUACUAAUCAUUGGUGAUUUUAAUCAAGAUAUUAUUAAUCAAAAUGAAAAUGGUUUAAAAAAUUAUUUAAUAUCUAAAGGUUUAAGUUGCAAAUUGAGUAUUGGCGAAUCAACUACAAAAUCAAAAACUCAAAUUGAUUGGCUUUUUAGUAAUUUUAAUAAUUUAAGUUACAAUUUUUAUAAUACUGUUUACAGUCACCAUAAAUCUCUAGUGGUUAGUAUUUAUGAUAAAGGUUUUAUUCCGAAGCAGCUAAAUCAGAACGUUGAUAACAAUAAACCAUUCACAAAAGGUUUUAAUGAACUAAAAUUUAAUACCAAGCAAAUCCAAACACAAAGUUCAUUAUUUGAGUCUACUUGCCAAAGCGUAGAUAAUGACAUGGUAAUAGAUAUUAGUUCAGAUCAUGAAAACAAUCUUAACUUAUUUAAUAAGCCACCUGCUUUAUUAAACAGCGAUAUGGUAUCAUGUUAUGCAAAUAGCACCAUACAGUCAUUUUUAUGUUUACCCGAAUUUCGCGUUUCUAUUUCAAAGCGAAAUACAGCGCUAAACAGUACUCUAAAUGAUAUUAUGCUCACGAAAGUUAAUUCCACAUUAAAAGUUCGACAAUUGGUGUCUGGUCGAAAUGGUGAAAAUUUUGCUGUAAAUCAACAAAUGGACGCACAAUCGUUUUGUCAAUCUUUGAUGGGAAAAUUAGAUGCAGAUGAUUUUGGCAUUUUUAUAAAAGCUAAUGUUCAUGAACUUUUAAAUUGUCAAAACUGUAAUAUUAAUAUUAAUGAAAAUGAACAAGUAAUAUACACUCACUUUCUUUAUUUUCCUGAAAACUGUGGCAAUUUAAUUGAUUUUAAUUCAAUGUUAAUGCUAAAAGACUCUGACAGAUUAUGCCCACACUGUAACAAUAAUUUGAAAACACGCUCAGUGGUUACUUGCCAGAAAUAUUUGGUAGUAUGUCUUCAGAGAAUUGGCCCUCAAGGGAAUAAGAUAAAUACCAAAUUUUACAAUUUUGCUUCUGAAAGUGUUAUUUUAGAUGAUCAAAUAUUCAGAGUAAAAAGUGUUGUUAGGCAUCAUGGAAACACCAUUGGAUCUGGUCAUUAUACAUCUAUAGUUAAUUAUAACGAUCAGUGGUGGAAGUGUGAUGAUAAUCGCAUAAGUAGAAUAUCUAGUUUUGAUAACAGUUUAGAAGAUGUAUAUUUAAUACUAUUAGAAAAAUGUUAAAUUUUGUUAAAAUACUAGGACCAACCUAUUAAACGUAAAGAAAAUUACAAAUGUUCAAAACAAUAUUAAAAAGAGUUUUGCAUUACCAAAAAUAAGCCAUAAGUGAUUAAUUAUUCGCUUUCACAAUGAAAAUCCCUUUUCUAAUAUCUUAUAUAUAUUGCUAAAUUGUUAUUUUGGACAAUCAAAUAGUUAGACUUUAAACAGAACUACAUAAAAAAGAACACAUUUUUAAAUGUAAAUAACUUUUUCUUUUAAAUCCCAAUGAUAGCUGUUAAAAAUAAUACUAGUAUCGAAAAAUGAGUUAAAAAAUGUAAAUAAAAUUAUUGGAAUGUAUAGACAAUUAAUUGCCAUAUUAUUAUUUCAAAAUCUAUGCCUGUUUCAAGGGUAUAUUAAAAUAAAAUAGCAGUUUGGUAUUUGUUACAAUGAUUUAUUGAAAACGAGAAAUUUGUAUCGAUAAUAAACUAUGAUUGUCUUAUAGCUUUAGCUACAGCACCACUUGACAUUAAUAGCAACUUAAGUUAACAAAAAGGCUUAAACAAAAGUACUAAAACAGCUAAAAAUGCUAAAGUACCAAAAGCCCGAAAACACUAUAAGCUGCUAAGAAAUGUCCAAGUUAUGUUGUGCUAAAACAUUAAUCCAAUCAGGUACAAUGAAUACUAAUUUAUUUUUAUACUGUUUUGGUCGAGCAAUUACCAAAAUAACUGCAUAAAAAUAAUAUAAUAAUAACUAAGAAUUUAUUUAUUUAUUAAUGGUAAUGUAAAUAAAUAUAAACAUAAUUUAAUUUCAGAAUAGUUAACCAAAAGAUAAAGUUUUUUAAGCCUAGUCAAUUUUUGAGCCCGAAAAAUAGGCCUAUUUAGAAGUUAAUUACAAGUUAAGCAUUGGCCUGAAUUACACUUACUUAAUUUAUUAUUAUUAUCUUAUAAAUGAAUAAAGUAUCAGUUUGGCAUUUUAAAUCCUAUUUAAAUUUGUAAAAAGGUAAUAAUCAUUACGUUUAAAUAAUAUAUGACCAACAAAUAGUUUUCACAUCAUACGUGAA
Messenger RNA from Anthonomus grandis grandis, 3692 nucleotides. RefSeq lists its product as uncharacterized. The coding region runs from base 152 to 2656 and encodes 834 amino acids. NCBI's taxonomy places the organism in Eukaryota, Metazoa, Arthropoda, Insecta, Coleoptera, Curculionidae. Gene Ontology annotation, molecular function: cysteine-type deubiquitinase activity. Gene Ontology annotation, biological process: protein deubiquitination. The record is from RefSeq and is a predicted model, not a curated record. The transcript is spliced from 2 exons.